AAUUCAUUCGCGAGUGGACAGCUGUUCGAGAAGAACGUAUGUUGUGUUUCGGUCGGACCUACAUAUACAGUGCUGCUGAAUAAGUAAAUUUUCCAUAACCAAACUCUCGUUAAUUUAGCACAUUCAACGCCAUUCUUCCCUUUACCAAACUCCAGUGGAAAACUUAUAAUCGAAACGCAUGUUUGGGUGGCGCUGUGAUGGAAUUUUUAACCAAGAGGAUGAAUUAAUUUUUCAUGGAUUGGUGAAAAACUUGGAUAAAUGGAAACGUCGUUCUCAGGCGAAUAGUAUCGCAGGAAAAAGCUAAAAUUUUGGAUGAAAAUCAAGUGUUGUUUGUUUUGAAUCUUACAUGUGGGUGAAAUUUUGAAUAUCUAGUGUUCCUUCUAGCAUGAUUUUGCUCAUGCGAGAGUGAUUUGUCUACAGCCGCGAGUGCUUAUCAUCGUAUUUAAUAAAUCAUUUAACAGCAUGAUUCAAACAUCACAUUCAUUUUUUCUACAUUGAACUCGAAUCGCCGGCUGCAAGAGCGGCAUCCGCCAUCGACUAUCGCUGGGAAGCAAAAAUCAUUGUACUCUCGGCCGCACCACAUCGGCAGCUGAUUAUACUACACUCCACUGAACAGCAUGGCCACUGCUCACGAUUGCUCAUAAAUAUUCUCAAGAAAUUGUAGAUGGUUGCUUCGAAUGUUCACGCGGGCAGUCAUUUGGUUGGUGGCAUUCGGCGCGGUUUAAAUAUUUGCAGUGCAUUGCCGAGAAUUCAGUUUUGGUUGUUAUCAGUAUUUUGUUUGUAAACAAAUUGGCUAUAUCUGAUGAAUUGAUACUAAGUUCGCGAGGGCGAAGCUAUACCUAGUGAUAGUGAUUAUUUUAUGAGAGAACUUUUCUGGUCCUAAAGGCGAGAGCCGUAGUGAGUGAUUUUUCUAUCGUCAGCGCGGAGAAAAAAUGAGUGAUUUAGCCAGCAGCUCUAGUGACAUUGGAGGGUCGUCUGUGGCUGCAGUACCGCCCAGCGAGAGCGACAAUCUGUUGAACGACGCAAAUAGAUCUAACAACAGCGUCGAAAUGGCUGGCGCCAGCAAGGAGCAAAGUCUGGAAAAAGCUGAACUGGAAAAUGCAUCGUCGUCUACCGACCAUGACAGUGUUGUCUCCCUGUUAUACUCCUUCGCCAAGAAGGUAGUCACAGUGGGUAUUAUCUACUGCGUUGGCUACAUGGGCUGGUCUGUAGCGUGGCUAAUUACACCGGUAAUCCUGUCUGUGGCACGCGACCAGUGGCGUAGGAAAAACGAAAUUCGUCGAAACGUGGCCAAAGCAUCGGCGCUGGCGAGUGAUAAAGAUGUCAUCCUGGCUCGCCUUGGCGAUUUACCUGCUUGGGUAUUCUUCCCGGACGUUGAACGUUGUGAGUGGUUGAAUAGGAUUCUAAAACAAGUGUGGCCCAAUGCUAAUUUCUUCGCCAAAAAUCUCAUAAAGGAUUCCAUCGAGCCUAACAUUCAACAGGCACUGUCUGGAUACAAGCUAAAUGGAUUCAAGUUCGACCGUAUGAUUUUGGGAACGAUUCCUCCUCGAAUCGGCGGAGUGAAAGUAUAUGACAAGAAUGUGUCACGAAAUGAAAUCAUAAUGGAUCUGGACUUGUUCUAUGCCGGUGAUUGUGACAUUAACUUUUCCCUAAGUGGACUGCGGGGUGGCAUCAAGGACUUUCAGAUCCACGGUACGGUGCGGGUCAUUAUGAAACCGUUGAUCUCACAGAUGCCACUCAUCGGUGGUCUGCAAAUUUUCUUCCUUAACAAUCCGUAUAUCGAUUUCAACUUGGUCGGUGUCGUGGAUCUGCUCGAUAUGCCGGGACUCAGUGAUAUACUGCGGAAAAUUAUAGUGGAACAGGUGGCUGCCAUCAUGGUGUUGCCGAAUAAGCUGCCCAUCAUUUUGAACGAGGGUGUACCGGCCGUUUCACUGAAAAUGCCUGAGCCCGAGGGAGUUCUUCGAAUUCAUGUGGUAGAAGCCAAGGACCUAAUGAAGAAGGAUAUUGGUGUUCUAGGAAAAGGCAAAUCCGAUCCCUAUGCCAUCAUAUCUGUUGGUGCCCAACAGUUCCGCACGCAGACAAUCGAUAACACGGUUAAUCCCAAGUGGGAUUACUGGUGCGAGGCUGAGGUUAACGCCACGUUAGGUCAGGAGAUUGAGUUCAACCUUUGGGAUUGGGAUCCCGGCUUUCCAGGUGUCCAGAAUGACGACUUUCUCGGCAGGGCUACAGUUGAGAUCAGCAGUGUAACGAAGAACGGAGAAAUCGACACGUGGCUAACUCUUGAACAAGCUAAGCACGGGUUGGUGCACCUACGAAUGACCUGGUUCGCCCUUAGCGCUGACAAAAACGAUCUAAAGGCUGCCAUGGAAGAAACUCAACUGCUGCGGGUGACAUCGAUGAGUAGCGCUCUGCUGACAGUUUUUGUGGACUCCGCCAAGAAUCUACCCCAAGCUCGCCAGCAAAGUCAACCAGAUCCAUACCUUAUCCUGAGCGUCGGAAAGAAAACCGAGCAAACAACACCACAGAUGCGCACCGAUGCUCCGGUGUGGGAACAAGGGUUCACCUUUCUGGUUAACAAUCCGGAUAACGACACAUUACAGCUUAAAAUAGUUGAUCAAAAGACUGGAAACUCCCUCGGUACUUUAACCUACAUCCUAAGCGCGCUCAUGGCAAAACCGAAUUUGGAGCUGAUGUCACAACCUUUCCAGCUGUUAAAAUCAGGCCCAGAAUCAAAGAUUCUUAUGUCGUUGUCGCUGCGUAUUUUAAAGCGCAGCCGUGACACACCAAAUGAUGCAGUUUCUGAUAAAACAUCUGCGUCCGAGGGAUACGGAGGAGAUAGCUCUCUAUCACGAUCCAGCUCGGUUAGGGCAGCGCCUACCGUCGUUGCCGAUUCCACCACAUCGGAACCCGCAGUGAGCUCUUCGGUGAAGAGACAGGAAUCACGGAAAUCUACAUCCUCUGGGAUUAUUGACCAAAUGUCCGUCCAGGAUGAGCCAUUUUUCGUUUCUACGUUGAAUACAGUAAUGAUGGCCACCCCACCAAGAAGCCCAAAUCUCAGUGAGAACGGAAACGAAUUGUUGCGUCGUAGUCCAAGCACUACGUCCAGCGCAGGAUCAGCUGGUUUGGGGCGAAUCCAGCUUACGAUUGCCUACAGUAUUCAACGACAGCGAAUGCUUGUGAUUAUUCACAAAAUUAAUAACAUCCCGUUAAAGGAUCCGUCAAAUAUUCCGGAUCCGUACGUUAAACUGUAUCUACUCCCAGGACGCACAAAGGAGUCGAAAAGAAAGACCAAUGUGGUUAAAGACAACUGUGAUCCGGUUUUCGACGCCACGUUUGAAUACAUUAUUUCAAAUGCAGAACUAGUAAAUUCGGAGUUGGAAAUUACGGUCUGCACACAGAAAGGUUUCUUUGGAAGUCCCGUCAUUGGAAUGCAAAAAAUUGCGCUUAACGAUUCGGAAAUUUCUUCGUCACAUGGACUGAAGGCUUGGUACGAUCUACUGCCCGAGUCGAAAUUUGAAUAAGUUGCAAAGUGUGAAUCGCUAAUUGUGUUUUAUAUACAUUAAAAAAUUAAGGCAAAAGAAUAUUUUUUGAAAACCGGUGCAUCAUGUCACGUUUUUAAACAACUUUUGAAUUAUAAGACAAUUUUUAAAUUGUACGACUUGCACUUUUUUAAAUUCAUAGAUUCGUGAAAAAAGUAAUCUCAAUUAUACGAACCAUCUCAAUGGUUCUAAAGGAGUUAAUCCGUCUUCUCUUCCUUAGAACAUGCACUUCUUUUUUCGGAGCACAUUUAAUAACAAUUAAACGCAAAUCAACAGCAAAAAAAUAUUGAACAAUGAACAAAUAGUGGUCUCCACAACGUGUCAAUUAAUAGGAAAAUUCACAACAGUGCAGCAAAACAAAGGUGCACCAAAAUAAACAAUAGAGGCUGCAUGAGGACUGUAUUAUCUGAUGAUAUCGCAUGCAAUUAAUUUCGAGUCCUCAACAGUCAGCUUAUUAUACAUAAUUUCAUUCAAUUCAACAGUUUGUUGCACGAAGUGGCCUUCAACACAGAAAGCAUGCUUCUUACAGUGAAAUAAAAGCUAAUAAAACCAAUCACAGUCAGAACAAAUGGUAAAUCAUUGAACAAAUAAUUUUAAGAUGCACAAUUAGAGAGCUUCAAAUUUGAACAAUCAAACUCACUCAGCUAUGUAGACGCCGUGAUCAAAUCUCAUUGAUAUGUAGAAUUUAAGAUACGAGUCAUUUUUAAAUUUGGACUACCAAAUUCUCGCAAUUUUAUCGGACAAAGGCUUUUAAAAAUACCCAUGGAUCAAUAUAUUGAAAUUAUAUAAACUAUUAUUACCAAUUGUUAAGAAUAUAAGAAAAUUAAUUUCAAAUUUAAUUUGAAACCAUAAA
Topomyia yanbarensis is the source of this 4392-nucleotide messenger RNA. RefSeq names its product extended synaptotagmin-2 (gene Esyt2). Bases 933 to 3521 code for a protein of 862 amino acids. The record is from RefSeq and is a predicted model, not a curated record. Gene Ontology annotation, molecular function: lipid binding. The transcript is spliced from 13 exons. Lineage: Eukaryota; Metazoa; Arthropoda; Insecta; Diptera; Culicidae. Gene Ontology annotation, biological process: lipid transport.